This is a messenger RNA of Polistes dominula (European paper wasp), 873 nucleotides long. It is a transcript of the gene MED21, whose product is annotated as mediator complex subunit 21. The record is from RefSeq and is a predicted model, not a curated record. Gene Ontology annotation, molecular function: transcription coregulator activity. Gene Ontology annotation, cellular component: mediator complex. Gene Ontology annotation, biological process: regulation of transcription by RNA polymerase II. Lineage: Eukaryota; Metazoa; Arthropoda; Insecta; Hymenoptera; Vespidae.
UUCCAUGCUGUUUACUGUAUACAGAUAAUUAUAUACAUUUUUUUAUUGUAAAAUAAAUUUAAUAAAAUUGGUAAUAAUAAUUUAUUAUUUACCAUUAGUAACGGGAUCUUAGAGACAAGUUCAACGCAAUAAAAAGUGUAUUAGUUGAGCUCAGCUGUGCUAAAGUUUGUAUGUAGACUUGUAUCGUGAGUGAAUGAAAAAUGUUACAAUUGGAUAAGCUAUUAUUUUUAUUAAACUGCUUUUGAAUCUUUAUUUAUACAUUUUAUCAUUAUGGCUGAUCGUUUAACACAAUUGCAAGAUACAAUAAAUCAGCAAGCAGAACACUUUUGUAAUAGUGUUGGUAUCUUGCAACAAUAUUCUACGCCAAGCAAAUUUCCUGGCUUUGAUAGAAUUGGUACUCCACAACCUCAUCAAUCACAAGAAGAUUACGCCUCAUUGUUUGCAACUUUAAUAGCAAGAUGUGCUAAAGAUAUUGAUACAUUAAUAGAAAGUCUUCCAAGUGAAGAGGCAUCACAAGAACUUCAAGUAGCUAGUUUAAGUCGUUUAGAACAAGAAAAUCAAGAAGCUGGUAAACAACUUGAAGAAGUAGUAAGACAAGGAGAAGCCUUACUUCAACGAAUUCAAGCGGCUUUGCAAGAUAUUGCUCAAAGUCAACUAGAUAUGCAGAAUCCAGCAUCGACUGCUGUACUUAAUAUCAAUUUAAACCCUGCAAUGACUUUUAAGCAAGAAAAUUUAAGUUCUACGAACUCAGUGCCUUCCAAUAAUGUGCACCAACUCUCAAGUUCAUCACCAAGUUCAAUGAAUCAAUAAUAAAAUAAUUAAUUUUAUGUAAAUUUUCGAUCAGCAUUUUAUUUAUUAUCAAUUUAAUUUAAU